Messenger RNA from Raphanus sativus (radish), 928 nucleotides. Its product is annotated as mitochondrial inner membrane protease ATP23. The record is from RefSeq and is a predicted model, not a curated record. The coding region runs from base 78 to 734 and encodes 218 amino acids. The transcript has 5 exons. Gene Ontology annotation, cellular component: extrinsic component of mitochondrial inner membrane. Gene Ontology annotation, biological process: mitochondrial proton-transporting ATP synthase complex assembly; mitochondrial protein processing. NCBI's taxonomy places the organism in Eukaryota, Viridiplantae, Streptophyta, Magnoliopsida, Brassicales, Brassicaceae. Gene Ontology annotation, molecular function: metalloendopeptidase activity.
UUAACUGCGCAGUGACGGAUGCUAAUGUAAUUUACACAUAUACCCUCCGUCUCCUUUCUUCUCCGUCUGACCAUCGUAUGAUUCGUAUCAUAAGCCGCCACGAACCUCCCGCCUCGAGAACUCUGCCGCCGAUUAAGCAGAAAUCAGAAAUGGAAGAUGCAGCCUCUCCUAAUUCAGGUUCCGAUCUGAACCUCGGAGGGAAUCGCGGUAGAUCUAUCGAAGAAUGCCAGGACAUGAUUCAGCGAAGUUUCCGAAACCCGAUUGUGAAGUUUCUGAUGGAGCAGAUGGAGAAAUCUGGAUGCAGAGUUGGUGAUAACUUCGUCAAGGCCGUUGUGUGUACUGGUCCUGUUGCUGGUGGCUACACUAAAGGAAGAGGGAUCACUGUGUGCAGUAACUAUCUGACCAUUCAAGAUGAAGUGAACCAAGUGGUUAUACAUGAAUUAAUCCAUGCUUAUGACGAGUGCCGUGCCAAGAAUCUGGAUUGGACUAAUUGCGCUCAUCAUGCUUGCAGCGAGAUACGUGCAGGUCAUCUAAGUGGAGACUGCCAUUUCAAGAGAGAGCUUUUGAGGGGUUUCAUUAAAUUAAGAGGCCAUGAACAAGAAUGUAUAAAAAGAAGAGUGUUGAAAUCGCUUCGUGGCAACCCGUAUUGCUCUGAAGUAGCAGCUAAAGACGCCAUGGAAGCAGUGUGGGAUACUUGUUACAAUGACACUAAACCUUUUGACAGAGCUCCUUAAAAGUAAUACUCUCAAGAGACUUACUCUUGUUCUAUGACCAUCUUUGAAGAUGGAGAUAAAGCCAAAAAAAACUGUUGGAUCAGCCAUUGAUUUUUUUGUUUGUUUUUUCCGUAUUUAUUUCUCACUAUGGAUGAAUAGUUUGUUAUGAAUCUAACGUUACGAAAUAAAGCUUGAAAUGACAGAAGGUUGAUGAA